Molecule: messenger RNA, 1725 nt
Organism: Didymodactylos carnosus
Lineage: Eukaryota; Metazoa; Rotifera; Eurotatoria; Philodinida; Philodinidae
Source: the annotation of a GenBank genome assembly
AUGACGUAUGAUGAUUUUCUACAUACUGUUGGAAGUUUUGGAAAAUAUCAAAAAGUAAAAUAUUUUGUCAUAUGUCUAUCGUAUACAUUACCACCCAUUAUGGUUUAUACAUGGUCGUUUGCAGCUGCUUCGCCAGAAUUUCGAUGUAAAAUACCUGAUAGUAAUGUUGAAGAUAUAUUUACCAAUGAUCAAUAUAAAAAUUUUUAUCAACCAAAUGUAGAUUAUUGUAAAGUUAAUAAAACAGCAAUCUCAGUUAAAGAAUGUCAGCGAUGCUAUAUUAAAACACCGCCAUCUUUACGAGAUAACAAUAAUGCAGAAGUUCAAUCGUGUCAAAAUUAUGUUUUCGAUCGAAAGUACUAUAAAAAUACACUUGUUGAAGAAUGGACAAUGGUAUGCGACCGAGUUUUUUAUCGAUCACUUGUUCAAAAUAUAUUUUUUGUGGGAUAUAUGGUAGGUUCAAUCGUUUUUGGCAUAUUAGCUGAUAAUUUUAUCCUAAUGACAUUUUCUGGAUUUUUAUGUGCAUUUUUUCCACAAAAACGUUUGGGUUUUUGGCCAAGUUAUAUUGGUUAUACAAUUGGUCGAUUUUUACUUGCCUGUGCGACAAGAGGAAUAUCUGUUUCGGGCUUUGUACUUGGAUCAGAAUUAGUUGGUCCAGAUAAAAAAUUAUUUACGGGCAUUGUAAUUGAAUAUUUUUUUGCAUUUGGUCAAUUUAUUCUUGUAUUUUUUGCUUAUUUUAUUCGUACAUGGCGGACAUUAUCAUGGUCAUUAUCAAUAUUUACAAUACCAUUUCUAUUCUUUUAUUUUUUUUUACCAGAAUCACCUCGUUGGAUGGUUAGUAAAGGAAAGUUUGUUGAAGCUGAAAAACUAUUGAGACGCAUAGCUGUUAUAAAUAAACGAAAUUUUGAUCGUGAUGCAUUCGAACAACUAAAAAUUGAACAGGAAAAAAGUAUGAAGAAUACAGCCGAACAAGUUGGUGUACUCAGUUUAUUUCGAUCAAAAAUAAUGUGUAUUAUUAGUAUUAAUUUGUUUUUUCAAUGGCUUGUUCAAAAUCUUGUUUUUUAUGGCGUAUCUCAGAAUACAGGAAGCUGGCCAUUUGAUCCAUAUUUAAAUUUUGCAGCUAGCGCAUUUGUUGAAUUACUUUCAUAUAUUGUUGUUCAUCUUAUUCUUAAUCGUGUUGGUAGAAAAAUUCCUUACUGUGGAUCAGUGGUAUUAUUUGGUAUUGUUGCUUUAACUGCAAUACCCGUAAAUUUAUUAAUGUUAAAAGAUAGUGCCAGUCAAAAGACAAUGAUUUUUAUAAUUAAUGUUGUUUUAAAAUUUUUGGCAUCAUUUUCUUAUGCAAUUAUUUACAUUUAUGCCAAUGAACUAUUUCCGACAAGAGUGAGAAAUACAGGAAUGGGAAUAUGCAGUAUGGUUGCACGUAUUGGAGCUAUAAUUGGUACGACAUGUAACGAUCUAUUGGCCCGUAUAUGGACAGAAUUUCCUAUUGUUCUUUAUGGUAUUGUAUCAUUAAUAGCAGCCAUUCUUGCACUUAUGUUUCCCGAAACAUUAAACAAACCAUUACCUCAAUCGAUAGAAGAUGUCGAACGUAUGGGUCUUGCAUGUAUUCGUAUUCGAGGUGUUCGACAAGCACAAACAGGAAAUACUACAGUACGAAUAGAAGGUGAGAAUGAAGAUAGUUUAUUACGUGAACAAUUGAAAUCGAAUAUAGAUGAUAAUGAAUUAUAA